Molecule: messenger RNA, 569 nt
Organism: Camelina sativa (false flax)
Lineage: Eukaryota; Viridiplantae; Streptophyta; Magnoliopsida; Brassicales; Brassicaceae
Product: protein PSY3-like
Source: RefSeq, a predicted model, not a curated record
AGGGCCGGUGUGAGACAUUUUGUGGCCGUCUACAAAUAUAAAAGAGAGAGAGAGAAAGAGAGGAGAGACAUAUAGAAGAAGAAAAAAAAAAAGAGAAUGAGUUAUUCAACAUCAAGAAUUGGGUUGUGUUUGUUCCUCUUCUUCUCAUUUGCUCUCCUCUCUUCUGCUCGCAUCAGUCUUUCGUUUUCAUCAGAAAAUGAAAUGAGGUCGACGGUGGUGCCAGAACGGUCACUGAUGAUGAGUACCAACGACUACGGUGAGCCUUCAGCUAACGUUAAACACGAUCCACCGCGUGGCGGCAAAGGCCGCAGACGUUGAGAAUCUUAUAUUUUCUCGUAACUUCCCAAAUCCUCUUGCAAGCUUGCAAAUAUUCUAUAUAUAUAGACCAAUAAAAGUUUUUUAUUUUCAUUUUAUAUUUUUAACGAGCUAUAUAUCAAAGAGACUGUAUAUGUAAUAUAUAUAUAUAACACCUCGUUUUCAUUUGUGUGCUAUAUCGACGUCAACUUGUUAUUCUUACCUAGAUUAAUAUGUGCUACGUGUAAAUUGUAUGUAUAAAAUUCCUUUUUUUU